AUGCCCGGAGACGAUUAUCUGAGUGAAAGCACUGGUGGUGGUCGUGGAGAUUAUUAUCAAGGAAACUACGGAACCGGUGGAAAUGUGGAUGGGUUUUUAUUAAUGCUCAGUACUUAUAAUAUCACUUUUUUUUGUAUUUGUCUCAUUUGCUUUGGUUUUCAGCAAAGUAUGAAAGGCUAUCAACAGUACGGUGGUGCUGCUGGCUAUUCAUCCGCACAAUAUGGCUCAAGUGGAUACACAGCUGGAUAUGGAGCAACAGGCUAUAAUGCCGGCUAUGGGGGUGGCUAUCAAAGUGGUUAUUCGGCCAUGGAAGCGCAAAGUCCUUUGGAUGCUGAAAUUCAGGUUGUAAUUCGUGAGAUUCACACCGAACAACAGCUAAUGGAACAAGGUGGUGAAUGGGGUGAACAGUUCAAGAACGCGAAACGUUUGUUGGCCGCCGAAGCAGAUAAACUCGAGAAUAGCAUCGAUCCAGAAUGGCUUGAAGUGGAUAUUCCGAAACCAAUCAAAGUCUCCAAGAAGAUUCUCAUCCCGAACUUUCGACAUCCGCGUUUCAAUUUCGUCGGUAAGAUUCUCGGUCCUAAAGGCGCUUCUCUGCAAGCUAUGGCCAAACAGUUCAAAUGUCAUAUUUACGUGUUGGGUCGUGGAUCGACAAAGGAUCGUGCAAAGGAGCAAGAGCUACUCGCAAGUGGUGAUCCACAAUACGCACAUUAUGGUGGCCCAUUGCACGUGAAAGUUGAGACAAUUGCACCGGCGCAUACUGCUUAUCAACGAAUCGCUGGAGUGUUGGAAACACUUUCACAAAUUCUUCAACCGGUUCAUAUUUUAUAG
Messenger RNA from Anisakis simplex (herring worm), 828 nucleotides. The record is from the annotation of a GenBank genome assembly. Lineage: Eukaryota; Metazoa; Nematoda; Chromadorea; Rhabditida; Anisakidae.